AUGACUACGAUGAUCGGAGAGUUUAUGCAGUUUCGACAUUACCAACGCUUCAGAAUACGGUACAUCGUAACCAUAUCAGAGGAGGUUGGACAGCAGGCCGCAAAGCAUCAUGGAUAUUGAGUGCCUAAUUCCGCGCGUGACUUCAUUGACUGUUGACUGUCGAGGAGUGAACAUCUCUCUGACUAAACCAAUAUGGAAGCUUUCGAACGACAAGAGUGUCAGGCUGCGAUAUUUUGUGAAAAGAAACAGCAUGUUAUUGCUGUAUUGUUGCGAUCAUCAUUACGACUUGUGUUUUACUAUACCAAGUUUACCUUUUUUAAAUAUUUGCAUGGGACAUGUUGUCAUUUUAGCUUGAUAAAUAAUGCGUCUGAGCGAACGAAUUGUACUUAUAUUCCCAAUAGCGAGGCUCUUCUUUCUAACUUGGAUGACGUUAAAUCUCCGUGUAUCAUCAACGUGAAAACAAGCGCAAUAUUUAAGGUUGGUAUACUACAAUGCAUUACAGUUACCUUGUUAUUUAGUCAAAUUAUUAUCCGCUUUUUUUUAACCUUGUACUGUAAUUUUAUAAAUACACUGUACAAAAUUAAUAUGGCGUAAUAUUUGUGUUUAUAAAUGGCUCUAGUUUGACUCUAUUGUGUGUGUCUGUGUACUGUGAUACAUAUGUACAUGCUUUGAGUUAAACAAAUUGUUUAAUAAAUUUUUGCUGAAGUAUGAUGCCUGUUUGUAUCUAGUUGUGGAUAGAUUUUUACAUAUAUGUGUAUACAAUAGUGAUAUUUUUCAAUUUUCAUCUGUAAAAUAUUGCCAUAUUUGUGUGUUGUUCUAUAAAUAUUACUGUAAAUAGUGACACACUUUUGCAUUAGAUUUCUAAUUUUAGAGAUUACAGUUUAUGUACAAAAUAAUAAAAUAAAAAUUUUCUUGUUAUGAUUUUGUAGAAAGAGAUCUACUUGAGUGGUUGGCUGGUCUUGAAGCUGGUCAGGAUGGAUAUGGUAAUGAAGGUGAUAGGGCAGAAAGUGGUGACCAGUUAAGUGACGAGGAUGAAAGUGACGAGGACGAAAUCACCCAUGCUGUACCAUUCAAGUGCAUCGGUGCUGCUCAUGAGAAAAAUUACCAACAUCAACAGCAUACCUUGUCCUUCAUGGACAAGAUAAACCAGUGAAUGUAAGAAUACGGCUAGAGAAUCCUGGAAUGGACCCAAGUGCAAUUGCAAUUGAUGUAGACUAUGGAACUGGAUGGACACACAUUGGUUAUCUUGCUUCUCAACUAUGCGAGUAUUUGCACCGACUAAUUGCCACAAGACAUAUCUUAGAGGUCUAUGUUCAGCAUAUCAAGUAUAGGGUUGACUUUUUUAAAAUAGGAUUUUAUCAAAAAUUUUUUAUAAAGCGACACGGUGAGUGGGAGACUCAAGUGGUAAGGGAGAGCAUGAGUGUACGUUGACAGAUGUUUGUGAUAUAAUUGUAACUGACUAGGUUUAGCAAGUUAUAGAAAUGAUCUUAUUUCAAUUAGGUAACUUUUUAGAUUUUCAUAAACAAAAACUAGGUUAAUCAUAAGUGGGUGUGCACAAUUAAAAUAAAAAAAGUCUGUCAUGCACACUCAUGCAAUUAAGACAAGUGCAAAAUUGUAACAUGUGCUGUACUAAAUGAAGAAAUAAAUAGUUUGUACAUUCACUUGACCAACUUUGUGAGUAAUUUUUAUUUUUCAUUAAAAUUAAUGCAACAAUAAAACAAAAAUAUGUCUAUUUAUAUACAUAUUGAUCAAAGGUCCAACAAUAACAUGCUGCUGAUACUUUGUGGUACAUUGCAUGAGAAUACAAAAAAAACCUGCAUAUAAUUGCACCUAUCAAUGUCAAGCCCCAGAGGGGGUGGGCAUAUGUGGGGUAUUUGAUCAUCAAUUGCAUCCCCACUCUGGGGAUUUUGAUUAGCAUUUUGGGCCUGAGUUUGGGCAAUUUGGGCAAUUUGAACCAAAAUGACUUUUAUUAAUAUAGUAUUUAUUGCAAUUUAUUGCAAAAUGGUGGGGUGUUUACCAAUCUUAUUACCUAACAGUGGGGCAUUUGAUUGAAAAUUUGCUCAAAAAAUCAAAUGCCCCACAUAUGCCCGACCCCACCCCCCUCUCUGGGGCUUAUCAUUGAAAGAACCACCAUUUCUCAAACUUUAUCUGAAUUAGUUGUGUAACAUCAUUACAAAAUACUGUUAAAAAAAGGCCAAGUGGGCCUUCACUCCUAUAAAGGGCAUUCUAUCCAAUGGCAUCAGACCAACAUCUCCAUGGCGUUGUUCUCCAAAGCAUCGAGCAGUGUGAUAAAUCAGAUUGUCUUUUUGACCAGCAUGAAGUACAGACAUAGCCUUGGCAACAAGUGGGAGAAAAUUUUGAGGGACAAAUUUAGCAUCUAAACCAGGGUUAACUUUUACCAGCCAUUUUUGAAACAGGUGGAUGAGUAGUUAUUCUGGUUGUCGCUGGGUUAGUUUUGAAAAUCCAGAAGUCAUACCAAUGGGUCGUUCCAGUAAAGAUCCACACUCCCCCCACAGAGGAAAUUUCUGCCGUCCGGAGGGGGAGAGGAGACAAAAUUGUUUCUGAUAAUAGUAAAUGUAUUAGGACAUCCGAAGGGGGUAGGGGGGUUAACUUCCAAUUUCCUCCGUGGGGGUGGUAUGGAUGUUUUCUGGAAUGACCCAAUAACAGAAGAACAUAACCAGAAAGGUGAACAAGGUUUUGGUCACUCGAUGGAGAGACAAUCAUAGCAUCGGAGAUCUUGCAGAUGUAGAAGGUCUGUACAGAUUGGAAGGACCGAUUUUACCUCCAAAUUUAAUGAUGAUGCUUAAUUCUUGCAGACAAAAUCAUUGACAAAAAUAGAAUCCAGCCAAAAUCACGAAUCUCAAAUCUAAAACAUCAGCCAAACAAUAAAUUUCACUUGUAACAUAUUGUUACGGAAGGGCUUUAAUUAUUUGCACACUUUAACUGCAAUAUAUACAAUCCAUAAUAUAUCGAAACUUCUAUAAUAUAUCACACUUCUUUAGAAAAAAACGAGUAAUGGCAGUUCAUUAUCGAUCUGAGUGACAAGGCAACAUAUUUUACAGAGGGCUAUAUUCAACGGUGAAUAUCUCGAAAACGGUUGCGGGACCGAGGGGGGCCGGCUGGAUAGAAUUAAAGAUUAUACUUUUGUUUAACUAAUCGUGAAAAAAAUAGCGAAAUCGAACCGUGGAAAUUUGAGAUUUUUGUCUUCAAAGAUUGUUGACAGAAACGCCAUUAAAUUACAUCGCGACGGCAUAGCGCCUAAAGUGAGAGGUCAAAAUAAACUGGAAAAUAACGCUUACCUUUCAAGAUACCGUCCCAAUGGGUAGAUUCACUGUUGUAAAAGUAGUAUCGCGUGAAAUUUCCAAAAAAAUGUGCAUAACAAUAUGAAAAAAGUCGAUAUUUAUGAGCCCUAUGUAAAUUUUCGAUGCCAAAAACUUCAUGCGAGCAUGAGGAAAAUGGCGCAAUCUGAUUGGUCGAGAGAUUCGCCCAGAUUCGCCUAAUUAGCUGUCCAACCUCCUCUGUCAGUGGCGUAACUACUAUGGGAUCGGACUGGGAGAAUCCGGGGGCCCCCAACCCCAAUGGGCCCGCAAAUGGGGGGCCCCAGGCUCAGGCUAUAGAGCAAAAAAAUUCCUGUUUCAAAGUUGUUCCAACUUCGUUUGUUACGCAAGUUCAUUCGAACGUGAACAGUUAUAUUGAUAAAUAGCUCAUAUACUUAUUUCCUAACCCGAGACAAAUUUGGUGGCAAUAUUUGCUCUCCAUCUAUCAAAUUCAUCCAAAUUCACUUCUCUGGAAAUUUUAUCAGUAAACUCCAUAGAGUUCGUUUGAGUGCCCCCAAAUCGUUCUUGCAGUAUGUCAGCAUUUCCUUAAUAUUAAUGCAUACUUUUUCACUGCAGUUUCCAAAACGAAGAAGUCAGGUUCUCGAAGGGAAAGCGAGCUGGACAAAGACAACUUCCCAGGUAAAUUUUUCUCAAUGUAUUUGAUUGUUUAACUUUUAUGUAACGUCUAGCCAAGACCAGGAAAAUAAUAAGAUAUGGAAAAGUUCAAUAAUUGAUAAAAUUAUUGUAGGAGUGCCCACAGCACCCUCUCCCCUCCCGCCCCUUCGGUGGUUGCUGGGUUUUAGACCAUAAGUACCAAUAAAUCUACAAACAACCAUUGACAAACUAGUGUAUGAAUACAGCAAUUAAGGGUCUUAAAUCUUCCACCCCUAAUUAUUAUAACGAAUUUCUUUCUGUCAUAGUGACAAAGUCAAAGAAACGAAGAACGUCCAACGAAAGCGACGACGACUGGUCACCUGGUAAGUCUGGUGAGGUCAACAAACUUGCCCACUGCUUGGUUCUGUUUUUGAAUUGAACGAGCAUGAUACUGAACUUAGCAUCUUGGGGACACAAUUUGCAUCCGACAAUGUUGUGGUGGCGUACAAGUGGUUUUGAGGUGUUGAAAUUAGAGGUCACUAGGCAUAAAUUAAUUAUAGUUCUAGUGGCAUUAAUAUGGCCGAAAUGAUUUUUGUUAUAUUCAUAUAGUUCUUUAAUAGAGACAAUUUUUACAAAAAAUUCCUGUUUCAAAGUUGUUCCAACUUCGUUUAUUAUGCAAGUUCAUUCCAACGUGAACAGUUAUAUUGAUAAAUAGCUCAUAUACUUAUUUCCUAACCCGAGACAAAUUUGGUGGCAAUAUUUGCUCUCCAUCUAUCAAAUUCAUCCAAAUUCACUUCUCUGGAAAUUUUAUCAGUAAACUCCAUUGAGUUCGUUUGAGUACCCCCAAAUCGUUCUUGCAGUAUGUCAGCAUUUCCUUAAUAUUAAUGGAUACUUUUUCACUGCAGUUUCCAAAACGAAGAAGUCAGGUUCUCAGAGGGAAAGCGAGCUGGACAAAGACAACUUCCCAGGUAAAUUUUUCUCAAUGUAUUUGAUUGUUUAACUUUUAUGUAACGUCUAGCCAAGACCAGGAAAAUAAUAAGAUAUGGAAAAGUUCGAUAAUUGAUAAAAUUAUUGUAGGAGUGCCCACAGCACCCUCUCCCCUCCCGCCCCUUCGGUGGUUGCUGGGUUUUAGACCAUAAGUACCAAUAAAUCUACAAACAACCAUUGACAAACUAGUGUAUGAAUACAGCAAUUAAGGGUCUUAAAUUUUCCACCCCUAAUUAUUAUAACGAAUUUCUUUCUGUCAUAGUGACAAAGUCAAAGAAACGAAGAACGUCCAACGAAAGCGACGACGACUGGUUACCUGGUAAGUCUGGUGAGGUCAAGACACUUGCCCACUGCUUGGUUCUGUUUUUGAAUUGAACGAGUAUGAUACUGAACUUAGCAUCUUGGACAAACAAUUUAGAGGUCACCAGGCACUGCCAGAGAUGAAUAGUUAAAAUGGCAUUAAUAUGGCCGAAAUUAUUUUUAUUAUAUUCAUAUAGUUCUUUAAUAGAAACAAAGUUUUGCACAAAAACUGAUUUAAAGUUGUUCCAUGCGCGUUUAUUUCCAGCAAGCAUUAAAUUUAGUUUGACUUUUUAGAGAACAUGUAAGAAAAUACGAACAAAUAACAAACUAUAUGAACAUGUAAAAAAUGUUUAAAAUAUCCAAGCACAUUGCUCUCAACUUUUUUAAACCUCAACAAGUCUUCAACAACUCACUUAUUCUGUGUACAUUUAGACAUGGAAGCGAAGGCACAAAACAAUGGAAGUGAAGACGACUGGUCACCAAGUAAGAACACAUUCUGUUUAGCCGUUUUGAGAAUGUUAUAGAAAGGAAACCUUUCAGCAACAACCCGCAAUGUAAAAGAAGCUAACACAAAAUUUGAUUGGUUCAGUCGUGAUUCGAUGCAGCUGUUGUUUGAUCUGUUCGGCUUCAUUAUUUUGUUUUAACAAAUGCUAAAAGCUUAGUGAAUCUACUUCUAUAUCUCCCGAAACACUUUCUUUCCAAUAACUUAAAACAAAUGUAGACAGCCAUUUGUGACGAAUUCAAUUCUUUGCUACAUGUAUAUUGUCCUCCGUUAUUUUGCCAGUCUUGUGAUUUUCUAGCAUAUCCUCGUAAAUACGAAUGGUCACGCCACGUAUUAAAUAUACGAUGUUGCGUUCUAACGGUUUCACAUUUUAGUAUGUACUCUUAUUUCUUCCUUACUCAAAUCAUUAUCCUAAUAAUGAAUAGAUUAAGGUUACUAUGCCUUCAUUUGUUUCUAUGCGGUGUCUUUUCUUUCAUUCCCGAAAGGUAUAUGGGCAUUGCUAAAAACAAUUCCAACAGAAAGCAAUUUGAACAUUUAUCACCUGUGGAAACAAUACUCCAUUCCUUAUCCAUUAGGUUGCUCUUUCUACAUAUUCUUCGUAAAGGCCAUUUUUCACUGCAGUCGCUUUGCCCGUGCGGGCGGAGCGAACUUUACUCAACUUUCUCUGUAGUUGUCUAAUCUGCGCAUUUUUGUCCGCCUGACUGCUCGCUCGAUUCAACUUUCUUGGCGUGCCCAAAAACUCAUCCACUGCUCAUCCAUUACACGUACCGGUUUAAAAAAAAUCAUUUUAUGACAAUUUUAUGUUACCUCAAAACAUCUUUGUUUACAUUCGUGCAAAGAAAUACGUCAAAAUCAAGGUUUCAAAAAAGGCAUACAAAAGUGUAGCUAGGGUUCUUGUAUCUGUAGUAUAUUUAUUUACUUGUAUUUCACGUUUUAAUGCCACAAUUUCCUAAAAAGAUCGGUGACCCCCGUUUUUUAACUGACAAUUUAUUUCUUUGAUGCAUUUUACAUUUCAUAUCCGAAAUUAAAAGAAAAAUGAUUUCUGGAUCUUGACAAAAACACUUUAAUGAAAAAUGCCUGUUCUUAAAGAAAGAUAUGUAAAAAGAUGUGGAAAAGACAUUUGUAGAUCAGAAUUGUACACGUUAGUAGUUUCACUUUGCUCAAAACACAAUAUUUUUUCAAAAAUAAUUACAAGAUAGGUUUACUAAAGCAAAAUCCGCACUAAAAACGUCAAUAAAUAUCGGGCUGUUGUGAUUUUGUUGUUACUCAUAAUGAGCGUCAAGAUGGCGCCAUAUUGGGGUAAAGGUGGUAUAUUGUGAUUGUCAUAACUUUUUAAGGAGUUCGGUGACCCCAACUUUUUUGUGUGAUUUUACUUUAAGUAUAUCAUAAACUCCAUGCCUGGGAAGUUUCAGCACAUUCUCAUUUAGGGAACAAUUACUGCGGAAUUACCUUAAGAAGUUUUAUUCACAUGAAAAUUUGUAUAAUUGCAGAACCGAUUAAAUUAAUAAAAAAAAUAAAUUAUUAAGUAAACUACUAUAGAAGCUUCUUACAGCUAAUAAUGUGUGACUGAAAAGCACGGUAGUUGUGAGAUCUGUAAAUAGAAAGCACAACAGAAGUACGUAACUGCUUCAUUUUCUUGUUAUUAUAUUGCUAUGUAACAGCUAUGAUUUCAGUCCAGUUGCAGAAGGUACUUAAUAAUAAGAGAACACGUACGAUGUUGCAGCUUGAUAUCUUCUUUUUAAGAUCGAUCUCGCUCACCAUUAUAUUAUUCAAAGAUGAAAAGCUCAUCAACAAAACGUAAAGGUAUGAAUUUCCAUCCCUUUUUACCGAAUAUAUAUUUAAAUUUAAUGUUCAAUCAUAUAAGGUUAGAGUAUUGAUGACUAAAAAUUUAGGUCAGCAGUGUAUAGCUCAGAACAUAUAGUAUUCAACUUUAAAAAAGAACGAAAUAGAAAUAUAGAAAAAAAUAAAUUUUUCCAACGCCAAUGGGGCGUACAUUCAAUGACGCAUAUACUUAGAUUGUGAUGUGAUGAUCACAUUGUGAUGUGAUGAUCACAUUGUGAUUCUCAUUGUGAUUGUGAUGAUCGCGGGAACAAAUAUAUUCGGAUUCAUCAUAGAAAACGUGUUUAUACAUGAGAAAAUUUUCCGCAUACAAAUGUGUCAGGAUAUGAAGUUCCCACAAACGUUUCCGGGACGAAACCGAGAUGAUUUACUAUCAGGAGGGCCUAUCAGAUUCGUUGCUGCGCGCGUAAACGGCAAGAUGAAUCCAGUACUGAAAUGUUCCUGUUUUGUAAUGCAUCCGAAAACGUUCCGGUUUUGUGAUGUAUUCAAUGUAUUUUGCUCUAGUGUAAACGGGAUCUCAAAAGGCUGUUAAGAUAAACAAGGCCAGUUUUAGCCACCUUAAAGUCUGUACUAGAGCUCCUCGUUUUUAUUGAGUGCCAUUUUCUGUCUUAGGGAAACAAGAACAUCACAAAUGGACGAGAGAUGAAAAAAGGGCUGUUCUUGAACACUUCGAUAUUCACAUUCGGGAAGAGAAAGUCCCAAAUAAGGAUGAAUGUGACGCCUGCAAGAAAAAGUCUGGCGGCGCCUUGGACAAGCGUGACUGGAAGGCGAUAAAGUACUACACAAAAAACCAAAUUUCCAAGAGAAAGAAAAUAACGAAAAGAAUAUAAAAAGAAAAAAAAUACAUGGGACUAGAGCCCAUUUGAUAUAUAUCUCAUAAGGUUGUCAGUCUGUUUUAUUCAAGAGGAAUUAUCAGGUGACUUUUGAGGUAUAUCAAUACUAUAUUUGCUCUAAUGUAUGACAUUGAGCACUCCUUAGCAUUUGGCAUGAUAAUGGGGUGUUUCUAGAGUUCAAUGAGCUUAAUUUUGGAUAAUAAAUAGUAC
Molecule: messenger RNA, 8582 nt
Organism: Paramuricea clavata
Lineage: Eukaryota; Metazoa; Cnidaria; Anthozoa; Malacalcyonacea; Plexauridae
Source: the annotation of a GenBank genome assembly